Dothidotthia symphoricarpi CBS 119687 is the source of this 1583-nucleotide messenger RNA. RefSeq lists its product as uncharacterized. The transcript is spliced from 2 exons. Bases 95 to 1438 code for a protein of 447 amino acids. Lineage: Eukaryota; Fungi; Ascomycota; Dothideomycetes; Pleosporales; Dothidotthiaceae. The record is from RefSeq and is a predicted model, not a curated record.
CUCGCUCGCCGGUCGGACGAUGAUGUUACACAGUCUUGUUGACAUGUGCUGUCGGCCAUAUUUUAAACGAGUUUGGGUUGUCCAGGAACUUGCGAUGGCAAAAAACGAUCCAAUUAUGCACUUAGGCAAGAAUACCGUGCUCUGGUCUCAGCUGGCCACUUUCGUGGAUAAGGUACUUGAGAGUAUGGAAGAAGCUUGGAUAAACAACUCACAAGGAAUGGUGGAGGAUUCUGAGAACAUAGAGGAUGAUGUAACAGGCCAUCUAGUUCCAAAUUCUGGGGAUGUGAAGCAGGUAUCAAGCGAUAUGCCGGAGGACUCUGACCAAAACAGCUGGCCAUUGAGUACAUGGUUCGGCUGUGGGAAUUUCGAUGGUGCAAGACAUGUUCAGCAAUUACAAGAGAUCAGAAAGCUGUAUUUCCAGGGUGACUUGGAUUUGGUUUACUGUGUGUGCUUGUCACACCACCUGUGUGCAACUGAUCCGCGAGACAAAAUAUAUGGAUUUCUAGGUGUAGCCAACACCCCAAGGUUAUUCGUAACACCAGAUUAUUCCAAGACUGUUCAACAAGUUUUUUGCGAGAUCACGGCCACCAUGAUACUUGAAAGCUUUGUUACGGUAUACGCACAGUCAUUGCAUGAUUCGUAUUUGGGCGACGAGUCAUUCUCAAAAAAGCUAUCUGACUUACCUUCUUGGGUCCCUGACUGGAGCAUAACUAUCCAAGAUAAUGGGGAUUCGACGACGUUACAUAAGUGGAUCUCUUCACCAAAGUUUAACCCGGCGUUUUAUAAACUUCUCCAUUUCAGAUUCUUCAAUGAGUAUACACCAGUUGCGAGGUUUUGUUGUGACUACAAAACUUUGUAUACAACCGGAAUGCAUAUGGGUACCAUAGAUGUAACUUCCGCAUGCUAUCUCAUGCAAAUCCGACGCGACGAAUCUGGACGAUCCCAUUAUCUUUCAGCAACUUCAUUGCUUCAGUUCUACAACACUGUCGCGAAACUUAAGAGUAUAGCGCCAGAACUACUGUUCUCGUUGAUGGUAGGAGAGGCAAUCCCUUUACAGGAAGUUCAGGAAGCAGCCGACACGCAGCAGUCAAACAACACAUACAUACACGAAGGCCCUUUCUUACGCGAAGAAGGGUGGUUCAGGCUUCAACCAAGAACAGCAUGCUAUACCUUGUUCAUGACAGAAGAUGGUCAAAUUGGUGAAGUCUAUCAUCCAGAUCGUAUCAACGGCAUUCGCUCAGGUGAUCAACUCGUCGGUUUGUUUGGCAUCAAUAUGCCUUUCAUUCUGCGACCAGGUCCACGGGGCUACGAAAUGAUCAACAUGGCACAUCUUCCCCAACUCGAAAAGUUAGGACAUGAAUUCAUGGAGAACGCAACCCCAGAAGCAACAUGGAGAGAUCUCGAAAAAUACGGCAUGAAGGAGUACGUCAUCGUCUGAAAUGCAGGAUACUGGAAUGCAGAAGAUUACACAGUACUAAAGAAUAUUUCACUCUGCUCUUCUAUAAUACACAAACGCAACAUGUUUCUCUUCAACGAUUGCCAAAUCGCCACGCAUCUCUCUCUUCAAACGACCCACAUCCAUC